UUGCGUAUAAUCACGAUCAGUGUGUUUCAAGACGCGCACAACUACGAAUUGCCACGACCGUCCGUCGCUGCAGCAUAUACAAUAUCAAUCUGAACAGUGAACACGAUGAGAACGUACGCUCUCCUAUGGCCCUUGGCCGCAUUCCUAGUGACCCGGACCUCCGGGUCGGCCAUUCCGAUGUGGGAAUUCCUCAGUCGAGGAGAAAAGAUGAGCCACUUGUUCAACAUGUUCGUGAAACAAGUAGCCGACUAUUGCGAUUCAUCAUCGAUGCCAGACUGUAAUAAAGUUUUAUUGAUUUAUGGUUUAACCAAUUUGGCAAAAAUGGGAGAUGAUAGCUUAGACAAAAUGGACCCUUAUCAAAGAGGAUCGAGAAUAAUGAUAUGGGAAUCUAUGAUGAAAGGAGGUUUCUUUACUUCUCAAACAACUGACAAAUCGGAACAAGAGCUCAAUGACCCAUUAGAAACUAGUGGCGGAAAUGAUUUGGGUUCUGCGUCGAAUAACGUCGAAGAAAUAGCUACUCCACCAGGCGGUUAUAUCAUCGGGCCAAUGGUUGUAAGAGUAAUGCCUGAUGGUCGGCCAGUACCUGGUGACUCUCAGAGGCCUCUGCCCAAAGACGAAGACGCAGAAGAAUUUAUAGCUAUGCGAUCCAAACCUAUGCCUUCCAUGAAUGAUAUGCUAGUCAAAGAAAACAAGCAACACAAAACAGGCCUUCUGUGAGACCAUUUAGGUAUAAGCUUAAACCGAUAAACUGAUACUUCCAAUAAUGCGUCCUCAGCAACUUGGUACAGUUUCAGAUAUCAUAUUUAUUUAUUAUUUUAAUUUAUUUGCGACAAAUUGCAACUUUAGCUUUUCUUUUAAGUACAAUAUUUUUUAUGUAUUGUUACGAUAAAAUACUUCAUCUUGUAAAAUUCUAUUUCGUCUUUUAUAAUUAUUAUUAUUUUAUUUUUUAAUUAGGUUUAAACACGUUUCAGGGUCCUAAAUAAUUGUGAAUACAAUUUUUUUUUAUUUUUAAAUUUUUUUAUUUUUUAGAGUGAUAUACUAUUAUUUAUUAUUUUGAAAUCAUUUUAAUUUAUUUGUAAAUAGUACUGUUAGGUACCAUUGUUGUGAUAUUUAUAUGUUGAAAAUUAAGUAAACAUUUUGAUAAAAA
Molecule: messenger RNA, 1147 nt
Organism: Aphis gossypii (cotton aphid)
Lineage: Eukaryota; Metazoa; Arthropoda; Insecta; Hemiptera; Aphididae
Gene: Reg-5
Product: rhythmically expressed gene 5 protein
Source: RefSeq, a predicted model, not a curated record